Molecule: messenger RNA, 5249 nt
Organism: Acipenser ruthenus (sterlet)
Lineage: Eukaryota; Metazoa; Chordata; Actinopteri; Acipenseriformes; Acipenseridae
Gene: vwc2
Product: von Willebrand factor C domain containing 2
Exons: 4
Coding region: 374-1192 (272 amino acids)
Biological process (GO): negative regulation of BMP signaling pathway
Cellular component (GO): AMPA glutamate receptor complex
Molecular function (GO): protein binding
Source: RefSeq, a predicted model, not a curated record
CCUCCGAACGUAGUGGCCCGUGUCUCUACCCCAGUUGGUUGAACACCUUGCUUGUCUGUAUCCAGUUCGUUCCAGCCGCACUCGAAAAGGAGUUGCGCUUCAGGUCGCCAGGCUUUGGAAUCAAUGAGAUAAACUAGACAGCCAAGUGAAACUGAGAGGUGGCAGCAACAGAGGGGAGAUCUGCCAGUGACUGCAGGGUUUUUGCGGAAUUCAGUGUGUUUUGAUUACAAUCGCACGCGGAACUAAGUUUAAUAUUGCUGGCUGCGAACAAUUUAUUAAAGUGGAUUGCGACCCAAAAACGACUACAGUGCAGGCAGGUUGUGAUUGUGAUGGGAGUUUAAAAUCUCGCACCCCUUGGGUGUGUCAGUGAGUCAUGCGGCACUCUCUUGCCAUGACGAUUGGAGUUCUCUCAAGAUCUCUUCUCAUUGCCUGCUGCCUGAUGGGCAUCUUCUGCAACCCGACAAUCCCCCUUCCGAUGAGCCAGGAGAGGCUGGAGCGUGCCUUGACCCAGAGCAAAGAUGACCAAGCGUCUAAGAGUGGCCUGAGCCAGGCCAUGCAGGAUCAACUCAAAGAGAUCACCAGAAUUAGCAGAGAGGAGGUGGCAAAGGAUGGGAAAAAUAAGGGGAACAAACCCAGCUGGGGUAAACAGAGGCCAGGCUGGAGUCAGGACCUGGGGGGCAAGAGCGAGAGGCCCCCAGGGGACCAGGUGCAACGAGAUGAAGAGGCACCAGAGCAGAUAGAUGAGGGGCCCACCCCCGGGGCCAGUUUCACUCCUGACACCCUGGAUGAAUAUGCCUACCCAGACUACCGUGGGAAGGGCUGUGUGGAUGAGAGUGGCUUUGUGUUUGCCAUUGGGGAGAAGUUCACUCCGGGGCCUUCUACCUGCCCUUGUCUUUGUACUGAGGAAGGACCCCUCUGUAACAAACCAGAGUGCCCGAAGGUCCACCCUCGCUGCAGCCGCGUGGAUACCAGUCAGUGCUGCCCGCAGUGUAAGGAAAGGAAAAACUACUGUGAAUUCAGGGGCAAGACCUACAAGUCUCUCGAGGAGUUUAAGGUUUCCCCGUGUGAACAGUGCCAUUGUGAGUCGAGCGGGGAGGUGCUGUGCACACUCGCAGCGUGUCCACAGACUGAAUGUGUUGACCCAGAAUACGAACCUGACCAGUGCUGCCCUAUGUGUAAAAGCGGGAUUUAGAGGACAGAUCUCAAACCACAGUGCACUACAGCGGAAAAGAAAAAUUACAGGUACUUUAUUUGAACAGUUGUAGCAACACGUGGAGACAUAUAACGCUACAUUUUUCGGAACCCUGCUACCUACGCUUACGCUACACUAGAACCGCCACGGCAUUUUGACAGUUUGAGGUUUUCAAAUUUAAAUUACUCUGUGUGUGUGAAAGUUGUGGUUGUACGUUUAUGACUUUUCCUAAAUACAAAUAUUAAAUACCCUGACAGUGUUUGAAAGGCAGGAUCGUGAAAAUAAGGAUGUUAUAAUCCCGCCCACCUAGACUGCCUUUUACAAUACACAUUUUUAUUUUGAAUAUAACCUACAAUAUUCCAUUUUUUUAUAUACAAGCCUGUUGUUAUCUCUACCCCCACUGAGCUUACCUCUGCAGUGCCAGCCGCUUUGCCUGUAUCGUCUCAUGCAGCAGCUGCAGGCGUGCCAGCCAUGCCAACCGCUUCACCCACAGCAGUACCAAGGACAGCGACUCCAACUGCAUCGCCAGCACGAACAGGCAUUCAGGAGAAUGGGAAGGAUGGUACUAUUUGUGAAAUUAUCGCAACAUCGAUAGCACUCUCAGUGCUUUUCAUUUGUUGAUCGCUGUACUAUAGGAAAGGCAAUUGGAUACAAAAUGAUGAUUGGCAAAAGAGUUGAAGAAAAAAAAACAGCCUGGUUGGAACAGUUAAACCAAGAAGAGUGCUUCUACCAUCUGCGAAAAACUUGCAACCACAGCUGUACUCCAGUACAGUUUUGAAACGCUAACUGUUUACAAGUGCAAGCCGAGAAUGAAUGUAAUUAUUCUACUUCAGUUGCCAUCGGAACUGUUGACAAGAAAACUGGAGACUGGAUUUCUACAUUGACACAAAGUACGGAGUGGACAUUUUAGACCAGAUGUCACGUCAGUACUCAGUGAAAGCCGGUUCUCGCCGGUGGCCAGUUGCUGUAUUUUACAAUGUACUGGACCUGGCAGCCAUCAAUUCCUUCGUUUUGUACAAGGAAUGCACCAGGGAAAAUAUCAGUAGGAGAGAGUUCAUCUUGAAGCUAGCCACAGAGGUUCAGCAGAAACAUUUCGAUCAGAAAACUGCAAAGCAGCAGGCAAAUGCAGCUCAACCUGGAUUCAGUGCUGCACCCAGUGACACACGCAAGAGAAAACAAUGCCAGGUAGCUAAAUGCAAUAAAAAUAAAACUUCUGAUAUCUGUGCCCAAUGUGAAAGAGCAGUGUGUGUUAAAUGCACAGGAAAAGUUGAGAAGCGUUACAUCUGUGUGGAUUGUGCUACUUCAGGUGCUACUUUGAUGUCUGUUACCCUGAAAACACAUUCACUUCACGUUACAUAAUGGGAAUUGAGUUAUUUUCUUUUUUAAUGUUACUUUAAAAAAAGAAAAAAUUCAGUUUUGUAUGUACAUAUACCUGAAUCUUGGGAUUUUCUGUAUAAGAACAUUAGAAAAUGAAUGAAUGAGAGAAGACCAUUCUGUCCACCAAUGCUCGUCCGGUUCCUAGUGGCAGGUUGGCAUCAAAAUGUGUCAAGUCGGGUCUUAAAGAAUCACAAUGUUUCAGUAUCAACAACAUGGCUAGUGUAACAGUCAUUGUUGUGAAAUACACUGCCGUUACAGAUUCGGUCACAUAUAGGUGAGAUGAUGUGACGGGGUACACCCGCCCCUGUGCGUAUUCGUGUUAUUUUAUAUUUGUUAUUAUUAUUUCAAACGUAUUGUUUAAUUUGUAUAAAGCACGCAAUUUUGUUAUUGUUAUUUUUGCAACAUGGAUGGGGUUAAACUUCCCCAUCCAUGCUAAACCCGUGCAGAAUGUGACCGUCUCCAGAUUGAUUGAUUGACUAAUUUAUUAUUAAUUUGGAGACAGUCACAUGUAUAUAAACCCGCAGCUUUGGCUGAUCGGGGUGGGUUGUUCAGAGGAGAAAAGAGACAAGUAAGAACCAAUACUGAAAGUGAACAAUUGCUACUCAUGCUGGAUUUGAACCAGCACAAUACUUGUUUCAUUUAGUGUUUUCUGCUAGUGUUUGUUCAGUUUUGUUUUGCACGUACAAACCUGCAUUCUCUGCCUCCUGAGACUCUUCCUGAUAUUCACCAGCCUGGGCUGUGACAUCAUCCUUACCACAGAUGAGAUGAGGUUAAAAGCUCUAAAACCAUGAAUGCAAAAAAGCCCAUGAAAAGGUAUAUAUCCCUUUGACCUACAUGCACAAUAUGUACAUUUAAAAUGCUGGUACUCUCAAUAACUUGUGCAAAAGAAUGUGUAAUCUCCAUUGGACAAGUGGUUCUCUAGAUGCACAUACAUAGGCAAGUUUGUCAUAUUUAGUACAUACAGACAGCACCUCCUUCUAUCCCCAUUAUGGCAUGGGAUAAAACUUGAAUUGCUAUGUACCCAGUUACCUGUCUUUCAGUGAAGUUAUUUCUUCAUCUCUUUGUCCCAUUAGCUUUUGUGAAACCUGUGUGCUGGUGGUAUAAAAAAAACAAACAAGAUUUCACAUUAUUAGAUGCUACAUGCAUCUCUGGUAAAUAAUUUCUAUCUGGUUAAAAAAACAUUACCAAUCAGAGAAUCAUCUUAACAAUGGAGCAACAGCAGCCAAGGCCAAACUUACUAUGAGCAUUGAUUUGCUCUCCGACAGCUCUAGACUUAAUAAAACAUUAAUGAAGGGAUUAAUAUUUGACAGCAGUUGAAACUGGGAUGAAUUCAGUGCUCUGAAUAGAAAGCUUGCCUAGAAACUGUGAAAUUUGCUACUUAAAAAUAGAUAUAUGUAGCAUACAAGCAGCGCAGAGCUUUUUUAAACACUAGUCAGUGCUUUGGUUCAAUAGUCAAUUCUUCCUAGAUAGCAACAAGGAGGAGGCUGUGUGGUCCAGUGGUUGAAGAAAAAGGCUUGUAACCGGAGGUCCCCCGUUCAAAUCCCACCUCAGCCACCGACUCAUUGUGUGACCCUGAGCAAGUCACUUAACCUCCUUGUGCUCCGUCAUUCGGGUGAGACAUAAUUGUAAGUGACUCUGCAGCUGAUGCAUAGUUCACACACCCUAGUCUCUGUAAGUCGCCUUGGAUAAAGUCGUCUGCUAAAUAAACAAAUAAUAAUAAAAUAAUAACAAUAUAUAGCAUUCCAGUAUUCAGCAGGUUACUUGUUAGGCUGUUACUAAGGGUUAUCCAUUCAGACCAGCACUCUUGGAAGAAUUUACACAUUCCAGCUUUAAUGGGAAAGUUGGGCAGAGAGAACAAAUAAAUAUUAGAGGGUACUUCAUCUAUGGUAAUGGCUCCAUGUGUUAUUCUUCCAUAUCGUUUCUUUUGUUUUGGCCUCCUCCUCCCCAGCCACCACCUUGCAGCGUGCCUCGUCCCAGGGGGGAGGUGGCACAUAGCCACUUCCAAUCUGCAGCACUGGGAUGCAUGAUAUCGUUCAUGUUUUUCCUAGCCUGCCUCGCGCAGGUAGGUGUUGAGCACCCACAGACGAGGCCUCCGGCCAAAUUUAUCAUUCAGUCGGGCCCUGAGCGCCCAUCACAGUCAUUGGGCCCUGAGCGUCCAUCACAUUAAAUCAUUAAAUCAUCUGUCAAUUGCAAAUUAAUACAUCAUCACAUUGCAGAUUCUCUGUACUGAAAUAAAUACAAUUCUGUUGUUAAUUCUUACAUAACUUUGAACACAAAAAAAAUGUUAAAUGUAGUAUAAACUUAAUGAUCAGCAAAUGCUGAUCAUAAACCACUUUAUAUUCUUUAGUGCACUAAGAUGGGAGUUAAAACGUUUCCUAAUUUCUACUUGAUCUAUAAUAAUGUUGUUACGUAAUACAUAAUAAAAAAAAAAUUAAAAAACGUAUGAUAUCGCACAACUGCAUAUAUUUGUCAUAGCAUCAGAAACCAUAUAACCAAUAUUUUAUUUCAAACACUCACUCCCCUAAUAAACAUAUAUAGAAGUUGAGAAGCUAGCAAUGAGCUACCAAAACAAAAAGAUUAAUUCUCAAACUGAACGCAGUAGGGAUUCAAGGAAAUGCAUGCACAUGGAUUAGGGAGUGGUUAACAAGUAGAAAACAGAAAGUAAUGAUUAGAGGAGAAA